Penicillium angulare is the source of this 1305-nucleotide messenger RNA. RefSeq lists its product as uncharacterized. Gene Ontology annotation, cellular component: delta DNA polymerase complex; nucleus. Gene Ontology annotation, molecular function: DNA-directed DNA polymerase activity. Gene Ontology annotation, biological process: DNA strand elongation involved in DNA replication; nucleotide-excision repair, DNA gap filling; DNA replication. Bases 1 to 1305 code for a protein of 434 amino acids. The transcript is spliced from 9 exons. NCBI's taxonomy places the organism in Eukaryota, Fungi, Ascomycota, Eurotiomycetes, Eurotiales, Aspergillaceae. The record is from RefSeq and is a predicted model, not a curated record.
AUGGACGCAACCUUGUAUCUAGCAGAAAAUGUGCUUAAUGAGCGGAAUCCGGUCACGUAUCGUUCGUUAAGUCGCGCGCUCAAGGUCAACGCAAAUCGCGCCAAACAAGUUUUAUACGAAUUUCAUCGCAAUGAAAACGCAAAGGAGCCUCAAAGUGUUCGCGCUACCUACGUCAUUUCUGGCAUUCAGAAACCUCGGGGAGCUGCGCCGGGCACAGACGAAGUAAUGCAAAAACACCCUCGCAUACGAAAAUCGACGCCAAACCAGACUUCGACCACUUUGAUUCCAUAUACCACAUCCAUUUUACUUGCUCGAGAGGAGGAAUUGAAUGAUGCGAAAGCAACAUUCCUAUCGAUAUCUACGAUUCAUGUCUAUAGUCUUCAAUCGGCAAUACUCCAGGAUCUGGACGUGCUAGUAGAUGUCACAAAGGAAGCUCUGGCCGCUCAUUCGCAGGAUGACCCUUUGGAGUGCGGGAAACAGUGGGGCAUGAUCCAAAAUAAGCAUGUAAUGCGAAGGACUGGAGCGGGUCCACCACCUCCAGCAGCGUCAGCACCGAAGACUGAGACAAAGUUCGUACCAAAGGUUAAGCCCGAGCCAACGGUGCCUGCCAAGCGACUUUUCCAGAAAGAGAAUCCUGCCAAAGAAGAGUCUGGAGCAUCAGACUCUAAGCCCGCGCCUUCUUCGGCCAAUGAUUCCGAUGCACCUUCUAAAUCAGCGAAGCCAGCUCCCAAGCAUGCGAAGGGUAGUCUUUUUAGUUCCUUUGCCAAAGCUAAGCCGAAGACGAAAGCCACCCCAGCCCCCGACACAGCGACAUCCACUCCGGGUGAAGAUAUUGUACUUAAUGAUGCCUCCGAUGGGGAAGAACAAGCAGAGCUAUUCCCCGAGAGUAGCGAGAAACCAGCUAGUGCAAUUCGCGAGACUAAAAAAGCACGCGAAGAGAAACUUAAACAAAUGAUGGAAGAUGAUGCCGAUGAUGAAGAAAUGCCCGAUGCAGACGACGAGGAGCCAGAAGAACCAGAGCGAGAACCAACUCCUGUGGAGCAACCACCGGUGGCCAAACCUGUGGAAUUGAAAGAGGAGGUUACUGUUCAAGGUGGCCGCCGGCGGGGCAAGCGUCAAAUCAUGAAAAAGCGCACGGUCAAGGAUGAUGAGGGCUAUCUAGUGACUCGGGAAGAGCCGACAUGGGAAUCAUUCUCCGAGGAUGAGCCGGCACCACCGAAGAAGAAGCCGACAGUCAAUGUGCCUAUACGCAAGGGUGCUAAGCCAGGACAAGGAAACAUCAUGUCGUUUUUUGGAAAACAAUGA